CACGAUCUACAGUAAUUUGACGUACACACGCAUGCGUAAAAGGCACCCGAUUAUUCCACCAAAAGGGACAUCCCCGCCCAUUGCAUGUGGCAGGUCGACGAGAUACAAUAGAUUGUACUUGGUCCGGAGUUGGUUCAAAAUGGCAGAUGUUGAGAAGAAGUUAAAAGAUACCAAGACUAUCCUUGUUACUGGAGGCACUGGAUUGGUUGGCAUGGCAAUCAAAGAAAUGGCUGAUCUUGAUAAACGUCCGGAUGAAAACUGGGUCUUUGUAUCCUCAAAGGAUGCUGAUCUCACCUCUGAGGCAGAAACGUCUGCUCUGUUUGAAAAGUACAAGCCGACUCACGUUAUCCACCUUGCCGCCAUGGUUGGAGGAUUGUUCCGCAACCUGAAGUACAAUUUAGACUUCUGGAGGAUAAAUAUCAAGAUAAAUGACAAUGUUCUACACAAUGCUUAUAAACAUAAUGUAAGCAAGGUAGUGUCAUGUCUAUCGACAUGCAUAUUCCCGGAUAAGACAACCUACCCUAUCGACGAGACGAUGAUCCAUAACGGACCACCGCAUGAUUCAAACUUCGGCUAUGCGUUUGCCAAACGAAUGAUUGAUGUACAAAACAAAGCUUAUCAUUCGCAGCAUGGCUGCACGUUUACCUCAGUCAUUCCUACCAAUGUCUUUGGUCCAUAUGACAACUUUAAUUUGCAAGACGGUCAUGUGAUUCCCGGACUAAUUCAUAAAAUAUAUCGAGCGAAAGAGGAUGAUACAGAGUUUACUAUAUGGGGUACAGGGUCACCUCGUCGACAGUUCAUUUACUCCAAAGAUCUAGCUCGUUUAUUCAUUUGGGUUCUUCGUGAGUAUGAUGAUAUCAGUCCCAUAAUCUUGUCUGUUGGCGAAGAGGAUGAAGUAUCGAUUAAAGAAGUUGCUGACAUGAUCAUUGAGGCCUGUGAGUUCAGGGGCAAAGUAAUCCUGGACACAAGUAAAUCCGACGGUCAAUUCAAGAAGACAGCAAGCAAUGCCAAACUGAAAAACCUUCAACCAGACUUCAAAUUCACACCUAUUGAACAAGCAAUUAAGGAGACAGUAACUUGGUUCAUGGAAAAUUAUGAGACAGCGAGGAAGUAGAAUUUGGCAGCAGAUAUGCACACAUGGAUGUAUCUUGAAGUAAAUUACACUGCGCAUAACAGAACUACCAAUUAUAACUACCAGUGAACACAGAAUGUAUAGUGCAACUCGUUUGGCACCAAACAAGACAAGAUAUGGCCUGCUCUUGUGAAGGCCACAGGAGCACAACCCUGUGCCACUUGACCCAGAGAGAGAACAAGCAUAGAAGUAACUUGACAGCACCUUCUGCUGAUAUGGUAGUUGCACACAUUAACUUGUCACUAGCUGUCAGUGGAUAUAUUUAUUACAAGACGUAAAUUAUGCUAUGCACAACAGAACUUCAAAUUACAUUAUAGAAAGCUUGGGGUGUUUACAUUUUGGUUAAUACAUUAGAUGAGGACUGUACUCUGGUGCUGGUGGUUGGUUGGUUCCAAAUAGAACAAGACAUAUUUAUAAUUAUGAAUACAAUUGGUUUGGCGGGCAUCUUCUCGUGACAGGUAGGAUAGGUCUUGGCAAAAAUCAGUGCAACCUCUUGGUUUAUACAUACCAUACCUCCAUGGGCAUACAAAACUUGAAUUAUUUCAACACAUUCCAGUAAUAUGAAUCUAUUUUAGUAUAUUUAUUAAGAUUUAACUUUCUAGUCAUGGUAUCAAGGUAACUAUUUAAUAUUUAAGUCAGUUUACAUGACUGCAAGUUGGAAAUACUUUUUCUGUACUUGUGUUUAUUUAUUUAAAGGUGUUAAUGAUAUUCUGAUUUUUAAUAAUAUAUAUAAUUGUAACAUGUUUCAGAUUUUUUCCUCAUGAAAGAAAGCAGAAUUUAGAAUUUUGAUGUGUAUUACCAUUAUUAUAGCAAAACCAGGCUUACUCACUAAAUGCAGAUGUGUUUAAAACAGAGAAAUUACACAUAUAAAGAUAGUAACAUCAAAGUCAUACCUUUCAUUUAUUUGCAACACAUUAUUUAUAUUCAUUACAGCAAAUUAUAUUGAAUAGUGAUUUAAUUUGUCAAUUCAUGUGAAUCUGAAUAAAGAGAGUUUUGCAUCCAGUGCACACAUAA
This is a messenger RNA of Anneissia japonica, 2146 nucleotides long. RefSeq names its product GDP-L-fucose synthase-like. Gene Ontology annotation, molecular function: GDP-L-fucose synthase activity. The record is from RefSeq and is a predicted model, not a curated record. Gene Ontology annotation, biological process: nucleotide-sugar biosynthetic process. Bases 32 to 1114 code for a protein of 360 amino acids. The transcript is spliced from 8 exons. NCBI's taxonomy places the organism in Eukaryota, Metazoa, Echinodermata, Crinoidea, Comatulida, Comatulidae.